UUCUCUAUCAACUGAAGAAAAACAUCAAGUCCUUUACUUUACGCGUCUUAUCUCGAGCAUAAGUUUACAUCGAGCUUUCACCUCUCUACCAUUCAAGAAUCUCAAGCUGAGCUUGAAGACUACCUAGUCUCACCUGCCAUAAUCUCCUCGCCGUUAAACACUUUCGCCGUUAAAAAUCAACCCGCACCUGCCUUCGAGCAGAACUUUUGGCGUCCAUGCCCACCAUGGAUAACCAAGACGGCGACCAGCGUAAGCCGGGCACUACUGAUACCACCGAUCAAAAAGUAGCAGAAACUACUUCUAGUGAAAAGCGCAACAGUUCUGCUGAACCAAAGCAGGCAGCAUCUCCUGCAACAGAUACACAAGUGAACGAUGUGGCUGAUGAUACAGCCAACGAUGACAAGUUGACGUCGCCUCCCGACACUAGCUCGGUUUCUAGUGUCAAUCCAGAUGUGUUGGGUGAUGAGAUCAUCGUGGGAACCCGCGCAAAUGGUGCCAAGUCUCCCGCACGCCGUGCCGUUUCAGUACGAGAAGAUGUGACCAUGGCCGAUGCUGACGACGAUGAGCCGGUGCUCCCUAAGCGGGACGUUAGACGCGAUCCCAAGCGCAAACGUCCUCUUGAAAAUGACUACGAUGACACCAGGGAUGCCACUGCGCAGGCUAAGGACACGGUUUAUGAUACCGAUGCUAGCGUGAGCAAGGGCAGACGAGAGCGCCAGAAGGCCGAGGACGAGUCUAAACACGUCCCUAUUGGUUAUUGGCGUGACUCCCCUGUUCCCAACGAGAGAGGCAAGCACAGGGUGAUAGGAUUCAUUGACGCUAGAGAUCGUCUACGAACACGUAUAAGGAAUGUGAAUCUCAAUGGUGAAGCGAUCAAUGUCCGACUCUUCCCAGUUCCCCCUGGCCCUGGUGGUAGCUGGGUAACGUUUGAGCGUAUUGUCUUCCUCGACCACCUUAUCGGACAUGACCACAACGUCAUCAAGGAAUACGUCAGGGCACGCGCCGAGACAAAUCAGACGCGCACCGAAGAAGCAGAUGUUGCAGCUGUUCGAGAAGCUCAGCACCGUCUUUCGCUUAAUCCACCUCCGGAAACAAAUCAGCCACCUGCCAUAGCCUGGGGACAAGACUUGCCAGAGUCUGUGCAACGUCCAGAAACAAAGCGUCGUCGUUAUGGUAGCGCUGCUGGCUCUACCGCAGACCGUCCCGAGGGCUCAGACCGUCCCGAACGUCAAGAACGUCAAGAACGUCUGGCACGUAAUGAACAGUCUCAAGCUGGUCCUAUUGAACCUCAACCGCAGGCAGAGAUCCUGCCACCCCCUCGCAAGCCUACGCGCAUUCUUGUUGGCGUUUGGAGCAAGUCGCCUCCGCCCGACGAAGACGACAAGCAUGCCGUAUUCGGCAUCCUCGGUGCUAACGAUAUGUUUAGAGUAAAGCUCGUUAAAGAAACCAAGGAUGGUCGCUUCAUGGAGGAUAGUUUCCCCACUGGAGCAGGCGCAUUGUGGAUAUCUUAUGACGAAGUUAUCUUCCUAGACCACUUGAAGGAUCUGAUUCGACCCGAGAUCAAAGAAUAUGUCCGUAUUCGACAAGCUCAGAUCGAUGCCGGCGAGGUGCCGGCUGAAAGGGUAGCCAACGAGACCCAGGCAGUGCAUCAAGCCCAAAUUCGCGUAGCACAAGCGGGAAUAGACAGUCCUGUUAGAGCUAGCCCUCAAAUGAAUUCUAAUCACUCCAACGCUGCCUCGCAAGCUGGUAGUGUACACGAGGAAGUUCGAGACAGUCCUGAACUACGACAUGCGCGACGAGAUGCCACGCCUAGAAGUGCUGAAAUUCCUCGACAGUCCCGUUCCUACCCCUCCGAGAUUGAGAUUCGACAAGCUGGUCAAAUCAAUCGAACCCCUAGUAACGAUCCUAUUGAGCGCGUUCAAGGGUUCGCUAAUCGCGAGGUGGCUAGGAUGGAAGCCGUGCAGAUGCGUACCGACCGCCACCAAGCCAAUCGCAACGCCGUCGCGAGCCCCGGGUUCAAUCCUAGCAUGUAUGAUCCCCAUCGCGACUUCCAAGACAACGUGCAGAGAAUGGACCAUGUUUGGCGCGCUCAGGAAAACAUGCGCAUGGGACCUCUCAAUGGAUCAGCCAAUGGACCGGCAUUGGCUGGACCUUCCAAUGGUCCUAUCAAUGGACCUAUCAAUGGCAAUCGCGGAGAUGCCAUGAUGCACCAAGGCAUCAAAUACGAACGAAAAUCCAACGGACCUUUCAAGGAUCGACUGGUCAGCCAAGGAACGAUUAUCAAUAUCGAUGGCGAAGACUAUGUGGAAUACCGCGUGCUGACGAAGCCCACGUUCUUCUAGAAGGAGGGCGAAGGCGAGACCUUCGAGGAGCCUAGCGCAUAAAUCCGUAU
Annulohypoxylon maeteangense is the source of this 2392-nucleotide messenger RNA. RefSeq lists its product as uncharacterized. NCBI's taxonomy places the organism in Eukaryota, Fungi, Ascomycota, Sordariomycetes, Xylariales, Hypoxylaceae. The coding region runs from base 216 to 2342 and encodes 708 amino acids. The record is from RefSeq and is a predicted model, not a curated record. The transcript has 3 exons.